UUGUAUUUUUUUCCCUUAAUCAUUCUCGCCAUGGAACAUAUCCGACAGACCUUUUCCCAAUGCCAGAGGGGAGGCCGUCCAACACUGGUAACCUAUGUGACGGCCGGCUUUCCCUGUGUGGAGGAAACUCGUGAUAUCUUGCUGGGCAUGCAGGCCGGAGGAGCUGAUAUUAUCGAACUCGGUCUACCUUUCACCGAUCCCAUUGCAGACGGCCCGACCAUUCAAAAAUCCAAUUUGAAGGCGCUUGAAAAUGGCGUUACCAUCUCAUUGAUGUUAGACAUGGUCCGCGAUGCCCGCCGAAAUGGGCUUAAGACACCUGUGCUCUUCAUGGGUUAUUACAACCCAAUAUUGCGCUACGGGGAGUCCAAACUCCUCGCAGAUUGCAAAGCGGUAGGAGUCAAUGGCUUCAUUGUCGUCGAUCUCCCUUUGAAGGAGGCAGUUCGAUUCCGUGAAGGCUGUACAAAGAUGGGCCUCUCCUACGUCCCUUUGAUCGCACCCUCUACUACAGAGGACCGCAUGAAGACCCUCUAUGAAAUGGCCGACUCCUUCAUUUACCUUCUAUCUCGCAUGGGCGUGACAGGCGCCACUGGGACACUUAAUUCGGAACUCCCUACUCUUAUUAAGCGUGUUAAGGAGCUCUCGGGUAAUAUCCCUGUGGCGGUUGGCUUUGGUAUCAGCACACGUGAACAUUUCCUAAGCGUGACCUCCAUCGCUGACGGCGCCGUCAUCGGUAGUCAAGUGAUCACUGUCCUAAAUAGUGCCGUAGCUGGCCACGCUGCUGCGCUUGGCUUAGCUGUUGAGGAAGAGGCAGCUACUACUGCUAUUGAUGGCUCCGGGCGAUUUAGCAUUUUCGGUGGUCAGUAUGCUCUAGAGGCCUUGAUCACUUGUCUAGAAGAAUUGGAUGCCGGUUUCCAAGCUGCGCUAAAUGAUUCGACGUUCUGGGCCGAGUUCAAAUCAUACUAUCCCUAUAUGGGUCGUCCAUCCAGCCUUCACCUGGCCGAGAGGCUGACCGAGCACGCGGGCGGAGCGAAUAUUUGGCUGAAACGCGAGGAUUUAAACCACACAGGAUCUCACAAGAUCAAUAACGCCUUAGGUCAGAUUCUCAUUGCUCGCCGACUCGGCAAGACGGAGAUCAUCGCCGAGACGGGAGUAGGCCAACACGGCGUCGCCACCGCGACUAUCUGCGCCAAAUUUGGCAUGAAAUGUACCAUUUAUAUGGGUGCGGAGGAUGUUCACCGACAGGCAUUGAAUGUCUUCCGGAUUCGCUUAUUAGGUGCUACCGUUAUCCCAGUUGAGUCGGGAUCGCGUACCCUCCGGGAUGCGGUGAACGAAGCUUUCCGCGCGUGGAUUAGUGUGAUCGGGGAGGAAACCAAGACCCAGCUACGGAACCUAGGCAAGAGCCCUGACGCUGUGAUCGCUUGUGUGGGAGGUGGCUCGAACGCAACAGGAAUGUUUUAUCCAUUCUCUAAUGAUAUGUCCGUCCAGCUGGUUGGUGUGGAAGCUGGUGGAGAUGGUUUAGACACGGCGCGUCAUUCAGCCACUCUUAGUGGUGGUUCUAUGGGAGUUCUGCAUGGUGUUCGGACGUAUGUUCUACAAGAUAAACAUGGUCAAAUCUCUAACACUCAUUCGAUCUCUGCUGGACUCGAUUACCCGGGAGUCGGACCGGAGCUGGCGAAUUGGAUGGAAAGUAAAAGGGCGAAAUUCAUCUCAGCCACUGAUGCACAGGCUCUACAAGGCUUCCGACUGCUGAGUCAGCUUGAAGGCAUUAUCCCUGCAUUGGAGACCUCCCAUGCAGUGUGGGGCGCCAUCGAGACGGCUAAGGAGCUAGGACCUAACAAAAAUCUUGUCUUGUGCCUGAGCGGUCGUGGAGAUAAAGAUGUGCAGAGUGUAGCCGAUGAGUUGCCCAACCUUGGGCCUCAGAUCGGGUGGGACUUGCGGUUUUGA
Molecule: messenger RNA, 1944 nt
Organism: Penicillium taxi
Lineage: Eukaryota; Fungi; Ascomycota; Eurotiomycetes; Eurotiales; Aspergillaceae
Exons: 5
Biological process (GO): L-tryptophan biosynthetic process
Cellular component (GO): cytoplasm
Molecular function (GO): tryptophan synthase activity
Source: RefSeq, a predicted model, not a curated record